Molecule: messenger RNA, 1267 nt
Organism: Rhinopithecus roxellana (golden snub-nosed monkey)
Lineage: Eukaryota; Metazoa; Chordata; Mammalia; Primates; Cercopithecidae
Gene: GLRX5
Product: glutaredoxin 5
Exons: 2
Coding region: 201-668 (155 amino acids)
Source: RefSeq, a predicted model, not a curated record
UCCUACCUGCCGGACGCGACGAGCAACGUGAUUGGUAGAAUCGAGUAAUUGCCGAUCAGUGUUGCCCAAUCACGGAGGGCAGUUUAGAGUCGGUCCAAUGAGGGUCUCCAGGGGGUGGGUCGAACUGCCGCGGGCCGGGGAACGCUCCGGGUGGCCAGCCGGGUCCCCCGGCUGUCGUGGGUUCCGGCGAGCGUGCGGAGAUGAGCGGGUCCCUCAGCCGAGCGGCGGCGGCUCUGCUCCGCUGGGGGCGCGGCACGGGCGGCGGUGGCCUUUGGGGUCCGGGCGUGCGGGCGGCGGGCUCGGGCGCGGGCGGCUCGGCGGAGCAGCUGGACGCGCUGGUGAAGAAGGACAAGGUGGUGGUCUUCCUCAAGGGGACGCCGGAGCAGCCCCAGUGCGGCUUCAGCAACGCCGUGGUGCAGAUCCUGCGGCUGCACGGCGUCCGCGACUACGCGGCCUACAACGUGCUGGACGACCCCGAACUCCGACAAGGCAUUAAAGACUAUUCCAACUGGCCCACCAUCCCGCAAGUGUACCUCAAUGGCGAGUUUGUGGGGGGCUGUGACAUUCUUCUGCAGAUGCACCAGAAUGGGGACCUGGUGGAAGAACUGAAAAAGCUGGGGAUCCACUCCGCCCUUUUAGAUGAAAAGAAAGACCAAGACUCCAAGUGAGGGCGGCCAGGUCCUCACUGAGCAGAGAGGGAGCCGUUCACGUCAGAGACUCACUGCCAGAAAAGCCUUACCCAUUUUGGUUUCCACUCUUGAGACCGCAGCUGCUUGCACUGAUCAUUUUGGUUCGUGAGCAGUUGGGUGAUUUUAGUUUGUCUGGUGUUUGGGCUAAGAAUAUUUUAUUGUGGACUUAAUUCCAACCACUGCACUGUAACAAUUCAAUGCUGUAUUAUGAGAUUGCUGUAAACAAAAUUCAUUCUUGUAUUGUCGCUUAUUCUUUGCCUGAUUCAGGAGUUAAGUAGGAGCUUUGGAAUCAUUAUUCAUGACCCCUCUGCAAAUGUGUCAGUCUCCAAAGACAGUAUCUCCCCCCCAGAUUUUGUGUAGCUUCUUUUGUUACGGAAAAUGAUGGACAAAAAAAGAAACUGUGAUAACUGAGGCGUUGGUGUUGUUUUUUAAAAUAAACUCCAGCACAGGGAUGCUGUGUGUGCCUGAGUUAAUUCUGAAAUGCAUAUGUCUAUAAGGAUUUGGAGUGCCUGCAAUGUUUUAUGUGUGGGAAGUAAGGGUGAUUCUCAUAUUCUUCUAUUAAAUUUGCCACAAGAAUU